AGACCCUCACUUCAUGUGGGGAACAGGGGAUCUCUCUGGGGUAAACAUACGACACAGAUCCGGCUAAAACUGAAGACGUAGCUCUGAGUAGUCAUCAGCUCCCUGGGCUAAUCCCAUUAUGACACUGCACAUACACACACAGAUCACAGACAAACCCCAUACACACACUUCAUCAGCAUUGCUGAUGCUCAUCAGACCAAUUAGACCCUAGACAUAAACCAAUCAGACACACACUACAUACCUAUGCACACAUUAAGCAGCACACACAAACAUUGGAACACCUGUCGCCCUGCUACACCUGCAACAGAGAGCGCUGUGUCUACAUGUUCUCAGGCGUUUCUCUCCACGGAAAAUGAAAACGGAUGUUGUAGCCCAAAUCGAAGUUAUACCAUGCAAAAUCUGCGGGGACAAGUCAUCAGGGAUCCACUACGGAGUAAUCACGUGUGAGGGCUGCAAAGGGUUCUUCAGACGGAGUCAGCAGAACAAUGCUGCGUAUUCCUGCCCUCGUCAGAGGAACUGCCUGAUUGAUAGGACCAACCGAAAUCGCUGCCAGCACUGUCGCUUACAGAAGUGUCUCGCACUGGGAAUGUCCCGAGAUGCGGUCAAGUUUGGCCGCAUGUCCAAGAAGCAGCGCGACAGCCUGUACGCCGAGGUGCAGAAGCACCAGCUGCGCAUCCAGAACGAGCGGCAGCAGCAGGCGGGCGAGGCCGAGGCCCUGGCGCGCGUCUACUCCUCCAGCCUGACCAACGGCCUCAGCACGCUCAACCACGAGAUCGGAGGCACCUACGCCAACGGCCACGUCAUCGAGCUCCCCAAGGGCCAGCUGAACGCCGCCCCGGGGGGUUACUACCACGGGAUGGACUCCACCCAGCCCUCCCCGGACCAGUCGGGUUUGGACAUGGCCGGCAUGAAGCACAUCAAACAGGAGCCGGUGUACGACCUGACCCCCGCGGCCGACCUCAUCAACUACAGCCCCUACCAGGACGGUCAGCUGGGGCCCGGUAGCGUCAGCAUGGGAGAACUAGAUCGUAUUGCCCAGAACAUUAUAAAGUCUCAUCUGGAGACGUGUCAGUACACAGCAGAGGAGCUACAACAGCUGGCCUGGCAAACACACUCCUACGAUGACAUCAAGAUGUACCAGAGUAAAACGCGAGACGUCCUGUGGCAGCAGUGCGCCAUCCAGAUCACCCAUGCCAUCCAGUAUGUGGUGGAGUUCGCCAAGCGCAUCUCGGGCUUCAUGGAGCUGUGCCAGAACGACCAGAUCCUCCUGCUGAAGUCAGGCUGUCUGGAGGUGGUGUUGGUUAGAAUGUGUCGGGCGUUCAACCCGCUGAACAACACAGUGCUGUUUGAGGGGAAGUACGGGGGCAUGCAGAUGUUCAAAGCACUAGGCUGUGACUCCCUGGUCAGCGCAGUGUUUGACUUCGCCAAGAGUCUGUGCUCCCUGCAGCUCACCGAGGAGGAGAUUGCGCUGUUCUCUGCAGCCGUGCUCAUCUCAACAGACCGGCCGUGGCUCAUGGAGCCCAGGAAGGUGCAGAAGCUCCAGGAGAAAAUCUACUUUGCGCUGCAGCACAUCAUGCAGAAGAACCACAUGGAUGAGGACGCCCUGGCUAAGCUGAUCGGUCGGAUCCCCACGCUGUCGGCCCUAUGUACUCUCCACACAGAGGAGCUGCAGGCUUUCCAGCUGCUCCACCCAGAGACAGUCAACAUGCUCUUCCCCCCGCUCUACAAGGAGCUGUUCAACCCUGACCCCAAUGCGGCCAUCUCCAUGCCCAAGUGACUGCCCACGGUCCAGUCUCGGAGAAUGGACAUGGACGUGACCGCAGACACAUCAUUAGAGCAACCGCAAAGCUCGGACCCCAAGCCCGGACAGUCCAGACACUUACAGCCGCAAACACUAGGAAUGUCCAGCACUUAUCCGACCCAAUACACCGAUACAGUCUAAAGAAUGUAUAUAACGCACCCACAUUCAUGGGGCUCUUCAGAACUGACCAGAAAUGUACAGACUUUAACUAGCAAAUGUAAGCUGUCUUUUAACUGGGUAAGUUGAUUUGUUUAUCUUUUUUUUUUUUUUAAACAUGAUAUUGUUUUAUUGAAGGUGGGGGAGGGAUUUGUGUGGAUUCAGAAAAGCUAUAGUAGAUAUUCUUUAGUGCAGAGCGAAUUCCAGUAUUACUUAUUUUUCUGUUAAUAUUUUAGCCCUAAUUUAAAAGUGCAGCAACCGUAUGUGGCUGAAACCUUGUCUAUGUGUUUUUUAUUUUAUAGUUUCAGGAGUACAGAAUUUUUUUAUUGAAAAGAAUUGUUGAAGAAUAUUGGGGUAACCCUGGGGGUAAUUUUGUUAUGUCAAGGAAGCCUUGUCUGGACCCUGUUGAUACUGUAUUUGUAGAGGAUUUUGCGUCUUUCCAACUCUAAAAGGAUAAAAAGUCUACUUUUCAAGCUGAAUAUAUGUACAUAAAUAUUAUAUUUUGGGCGAAAACAAACAAAAAAAAAACAUUCUGGCAGAUUGCUAUCCUGUCGAUAAUUUUUUGUCGCCGCAAUAACUCCGUCCAUCAAAGCUGGACUGCUAUCGAACAAUCAGAUCAAAUUGCAGAUUAUAGUAGGAGGACCUGUGUUCUCCCCCAGCCCCACCACAACACCACAGCUGGCCGAAACUACUGUCCGGGGGUCUUUCAUGAUGACAUCCUCAGCCAGGGAAUAACAACCGCAGUCACUGCAUGAACCUCAUGUUUUCAACCCCCCCCCAAACCCCCACCACCAACCACCAAUCCUCUCAUUCCCGUUUUGCACAAUGUCCGCCCAUGAUAAUCACUGGGCCUCUUAAGUAAAGAAACUGUUUUCUUUCCCUCCCCGUAUUUCUCUGUCCAACCUGAUCCUUCUGCAAUGGUCAGUCACAGAGUGGUCACGAUUGGCUGCAUGCACGCCAGUAUGUCCGCUGGUCAUUUCAUUCCGUCUGGCUGGCAAUAUCCAGACAUUCUAUGUUCCUGAGUAAAAUAGGACGUGUCACAGCACACACUGCAGAUCUUGCACUGCUUAUUCCCGGGACGCCUUUCCGGAUCAUGAAAAAAAAGAACAGGGUAAUAGAUAUUCAUCACUGAAACGUUUGCCACUUAAAAUUGCAAUACAUUGUGCAAUCUUUACAGUAAACUAUGAUCGACAAUCACUUCCUGUUUUGUUUUAUUUAUUUAUUACAACUUAGCAUGUUUUUUUGAAAUAUUAUUGUUAAAGAUUGAAUGGACAUGUUUCUCGCACUGUGGCCAAAUUAUUCUGGAGACUAGAUGCUAGCCAGUGUCAGUGUGCAUAACAGCAGAACCUGCAAUGUUUCCCUGUAGCUAGUUGUUCCCUCAUAUGCAGUGAAUACUAUGCCAUGUUGUCAUCCUCCGAACAAGCUGAGGAUGAGCUUCUCCUAGUUAUAGAAUCCCAUAAUGCCUGGGCCCCAUAACCCCUAGCCCAAACAAGACUGCCCACUCGUCCCCUCAUAGGUCUGAGGUCAGUGGCUUGUUGAAGACAAUCACUUGCGUCUCGAUGCGCUACACAGCAUCUCUCUCAGGGAGAAAACUUUUGUUUUGUUUUCGCAUUAAAAAAUAUGAUCUCAAUAUUUUUGAAAAAUGUACUCGUUUUGGGGAAAUAUAAAUAUGCUGGUGGCUCCCAGUGAAGGACUCUACCCAGACAAGGCUUUGGUGUGUGUGUGUACCUGUGUCUGUGUGUGUGGGUGUGUGUAUGUGUGUGUGUGUGUGUGUGUGUGUGUGGGUGUGUGGGUGUUUCUGUGUCUGCGUUCGUGUGUGUGUGUGUGUGUGUGUGGUCCAUUGACUGAGGAGAGCCUAUUACAAAAAUAAAUCAGAAAAUCCUGAGAAGAAAAUGUUCAGGUGAAUUUGUAAAACCACCCUCUUCUAUGUGUGCUGCUUGCUUUACAAUGAAGGAAGACCAAGAUGGCGUCCACCCAGACCAUGCCUAGGCUGUAGGACAGUGAAUUCAAGCCAACAUUGUUUUUAUUUUCCCUUGCUAGACUGUGAAU
Messenger RNA from Esox lucius (northern pike), 4006 nucleotides. It is a transcript of the gene rorb, whose product is annotated as RAR-related orphan receptor B. Gene Ontology annotation, molecular function: nuclear receptor activity; zinc ion binding; RNA polymerase II cis-regulatory region sequence-specific DNA binding. Gene Ontology annotation, cellular component: nucleus. The transcript is spliced from 10 exons. Bases 353 to 1777 code for a protein of 474 amino acids. NCBI's taxonomy places the organism in Eukaryota, Metazoa, Chordata, Actinopteri, Esociformes, Esocidae. The record is from RefSeq and is a predicted model, not a curated record. Gene Ontology annotation, biological process: regulation of transcription by RNA polymerase II.